GCUGGGGAAGAGGAUGGAGGGGAUGGCAUCCAUGGCGUGGGUUCGUUGUCUCUUUACCAGGUCGAGAAUUCCAGACUCGGUAUUUCAGCUGCGGCCUGGAGAUCAUGAAAAGUAUGGAGGUGAUCCUGAGCAGCCCCACAAAAUCCACGUUGUUACUAGAAUAAAAAGUGUAGUUGGUCGCCCAUAUUGGGAAAAGAAGAUAAUACGUGAUCUUGGACUGGAUAAAGCACAUCAGCCAAGACUGCACAAAAACAUCCCUUCUGUGAAUUCCAGACUGAAAGUUAUUAAACAUCUGAUAAGAAUACAGCCACUGAAACUACCUCACGGAUUGCCAACAGAAGAGGAAAUGUCGGACACCUUUCUUACAAGCAAGGGAGAGCUUGUCAUUAAACGGCAUCUGAAACCUGUGGAGCAGAAAGAAAUUAAGUCGUAAGGUGUGCUGGUUGGAUUUAUAUUUUAUAAAAUAAAUAAUUUAACUCCCGCCUUAAGAGUUCGUGUAUGAAAUGUAAGUUUAAUUCUUACCCUCUCUGGUAUGAGUGACAGGGAUGACACUGAUGCUUAAAGAAGGAUUACAUGUGUACAAUAUAAAAUACAAUACUGGUAAUGUUUGCCUGAAAUAUUAAAUGAAUGAUAGGC
This is a messenger RNA of Nipponia nippon (crested ibis), 636 nucleotides long. The record is from RefSeq and is a predicted model, not a curated record. Lineage: Eukaryota; Metazoa; Chordata; Aves; Pelecaniformes; Threskiornithidae.